Messenger RNA from Coffea eugenioides, 984 nucleotides. RefSeq lists its product as uncharacterized. The transcript has 2 exons. The record is from RefSeq and is a predicted model, not a curated record. NCBI's taxonomy places the organism in Eukaryota, Viridiplantae, Streptophyta, Magnoliopsida, Gentianales, Rubiaceae. The coding region runs from base 87 to 695 and encodes 202 amino acids.
CUUUACUCUCCUACUACCGGGCAGCAGACCUGCAAUAGUUAUAGUGGUUCCACAUCUGAAAUUGAUCGAUAACAAAAGCACAGCAGAUGGGAGUCUGGGACUUGAUCAACUCAACAACUGAAGCCGUGAAGCGAAACGCACCCGCUCCAGCGGCCGUCAUAGAUGCAUGCAAAGCCUCCUACGGUUACAGCUCUGCCGUAGUUGGCAACAUCGAUAACGCCGUCAGAGUCAACGGGAUGCAGGCGCUCAAUGACUACAUGCCCAGCGAGGAAACCCGGUCAAGGAUCAGCCUUUUCGCUUCCAAGUUCACCCAAAAUGCUGCUCGUCAUGCUCUCCGGGAAGGGUACAAAUUGAUCCCUGGUGGAAAAGCAGUGGCUGAAAUUAUUUCUGAGACAAUGAAUGAUGUGAAAUCUGAGAAUCUCAGCACACAAAAGAUGAUGGCAGUGACCCAAGUUACUGGAAGUGGUGGCGGAGGGAAAGUCUCCGCUGGCAGGAAUUUGCUUGACCGAGUAGAAAUGCAAAGCAGAGGUUUGGAAAUGGGGUCAGCUAACAAGGGAAACUUUGCGGCGGAAUCAACUGCAAAUCAGACACCAGAAGAUGUGCUUCGCAUUUUCAUGAUGAAGGAGUUUAUGGGCAAGCGUUUUGCUGAUGAUUUGAUACUUCCUCAGAUUAUGCAUGGCAUCAAAACCAAGUAAAUGGCUGCAAUAAGGUCUUUGAUCAUUAAGUAAGGCUUUGGUCUUUCCUACUGAUGGAGUAAUAUGCUUUUCUGAUUUCUGUAGUCUACUCUGGUGUGUUUCAGCAAUAUAUAAAUAGUAGUAGUUUUUUUUCUUGAAUCCAGCUCCUUCAAGCCUUAAUGGUGGUUUUCAUUGUUUAAAAAGGAAAAAAAGAAGGAAAGAAGCUGUUGUUGGGUUUUCUGCGUCUUCCUAAUGAACUUGUGAAGUUUCCGGAAAUUAUAAAAAGAAAAGAAAAAAGUUUGAAGAAUAA